CUGUCGCGCUUCUUUUGCCUUUGAAGGGCCGAGAGUCGAACCGGGAAGCAAAGGGCUGAGACGUUGAGAGGUUUUAGUGCUUUCUAGUUUGGAGAGCAACCCCACAAUGGGGCGAUCAAAGAAAACUCCCAAAUUUGCUGUAAGGAAGAACAUCAUCAGUUCAAAGACAAUUAAAAAGUAUAAAGAAGAAGUUCUUAACCCUAACAAGAAGGAUCUCACGAAGGAAAAGCUCCCACCAAACGUACCAUAUGUAUCAUCAGCCCUUUUCUUCAAGUACAACACUGCACUUGGGCCACCAUACAGGGUCUUGGUUGAUACUAACUUCAUCAAUUUCUCAAUUCAAAACAAGCUGGAUCUGGAGAAAGGAAUGAUGGAUUGCUUGUAUGCAAAAUGCACCCCUUGUAUCACAGAUUGUGUCAUGGCUGAGCUUGAGAAGUUAGGGCAGAAGUACCGUGUAGCUCUGAGGAUUGCAAAAGAUCCACGGUUCGAAAGACUGCCUUGCACCCAUAAAGGAACCUAUGCUGAUGACUGUAUUGUUGAACGAGUAACUUGGCACAAGUGUUACAUUGUGGCUACCUGUGAUCGAGAUUUGAAACGUAGAAUUCGCAAGAUUCCUGGUGUGCCCAUCAUGUAUAUCACCCAACAUAAAUAUUCAAUCGAGCGUCUUCCAGAAGCAACCAUAGGUGGAGCACCAAGAAUAUGAAGUUUGGUAACCCAUUAGUGGCUUGAGUUCUUCGUCCGCUCUGUCACAAAGCAAUAGGUUCUGAAAAUCAAAAGUCUUUAUCAUUUUUAUGGCUUGCGAUGAUUUUGACUUCUUCAGAACAAGAAGUUUGAAUUAGUAGAUAUGGACAGUAUUUUUUGAAGGCUUUGCUGUGAAUUCCCACAUUGUUUCUUGCACCCCAUGCAUGCCGUCAUUUUUCACUACUCUGAAUGUAAAGAUUUCAAGUUGAGUUUUAUUCAUCACUAUAAGAUAAAUUUUUCUUACUU
This is a messenger RNA of Amborella trichopoda, 987 nucleotides long. RefSeq lists its product as uncharacterized. Gene Ontology annotation, cellular component: small-subunit processome. The record is from RefSeq and is a predicted model, not a curated record. NCBI's taxonomy places the organism in Eukaryota, Viridiplantae, Streptophyta, Magnoliopsida, Amborellales, Amborellaceae.